AUGGGACCGUCGUGUAAGAAUUUUCUCAUAAACGAUGUUGAAAGUUCCAACGGAGAAAAACUUGCAUUUCAUUAUAUCGUUCAAAAUGGCCUUCUAAACACGUCCCCCGGACAAAACUCGUCUUUCUCUUCUGAGACAGACAUCAUAGAUCCUUCACGGACCUCGUCUUCAACCAAACUCUCCUCUCUUCUUCCUUCAGAGUCUCCUGCCCCAGGACCUCUGAACUUCUGCAACGCAUCGCGUAGCUCAAGUUCCCCGAACAACAUUACCUCGUUCGACGUCACGUCGUUCAACACGGAUAACUACCAGCAACAAUGGCUUCCAACACCCCCGCCCCCACAGCCCUUGGCUCAGAUUUCGAAUUGCAACGACAAGAUCGACAGCAACAGCUCUCCACAGGAGGACUUCGUUCUAUAUCCCCCGUGUCCCCAGCCUUCUCCCAGGGACUCGCGUGCGCCAGCACCCUCCAGUACUACCCCUAGACUAGCUGCCUAUCAUCCAUUUCUGGUUCGUUCCGGGCACCUUUCUCGCCGACAUUCUAUUGGUCUGCAGCAACAGCAGCAGUUUGCCAGUUCGCCUGUUCAGGUACCCCGUGUGGCCAGACUUGCCUCGCAGUCUGCCGGGUUUCAUCUGUCUUCGUCUCAUCGGUCUAGUCUCUCCAGUCGGAAGAACCUCUUGCGUCUUCACGCCGCUUCUGUGGCUUCGAAUUCUGCGCCGAAUUCCGCCUCGUCUUAUCGCCCACCCGUCCCUCCGUUCAAUAGUCCUACCCAUCUUUCGUCUUAUCAGAAACAGCAGUUACAAUCGUCCUAUCAUCGUCGUAUGAUGUCUGCUCCCAACAUGGCUCAGGAUCUUCCCGAUCUCUUUGACCUCCCCUCCGAUCAAUUUGGGAGCGACUUCGAUCUUUCCAUGCUGUCGCCUCAGCAGAUCCCCACUGGGAUCAUGGGAUCCAAAGACCCCAUGACGGAUGUUCCUUCGGGUACCAUCUCUCCGAAGGAUCUGUUGAUGGAUGCUUCGGCGCCCCCGUCGACUUCCUUUACUGAUCUCAGCACACCCUCAUUCGAAUCGCCAGGUUACUUUAGUCAAGAUACUUCCCCCAUGUUCGCCACGGACAUGGAACUAGUCCCCGGCCAUGAGGAGUGGGAUUCGCUCUUCCCCCCUCAGGACGCAUUCUCCGUCGCUUUCGACUCGACAAGUUUAGAAAUCUCUACACUUCCCUCUAAGAAGACGGAGGAGUCGUCGCCUCCCUCGCCGAGGGUACGUUCGACGGUUUCUCGUGCUCCAUCGCCAUCUUCCAAGGCAGCAACCAAGCCCUCCACUGUUGCCGGUGUCAAUGCGCGUCAGCGCAAGCCACUCCCUCCGAUCAAAUUCAACUCGGACGACCCUGUGGCAUUGAAGCGAGCUCGCAAUACUGAGGCUGCACGUAAGUCUCGUGCUCGCAAGCUGGAGCGGCAAGAUGAGAUGGAGCGCCGCAUCGCUGAGCUGGAGAAAUCUUUGGAAGAAGCGCAGCAGCGUGAGCAGUACUGGAAGGCUUUGGCCCAAGCGCAAAGCAACGCUUAA
Messenger RNA from Aspergillus tanneri, 1557 nucleotides. It is a transcript of the gene cpcA, whose product is annotated as amino acid starvation-responsive transcription factor GCN4. Gene Ontology annotation, biological process: regulation of DNA-templated transcription. The record is from RefSeq and is a predicted model, not a curated record. Bases 1 to 1557 code for a protein of 518 amino acids. The transcript is spliced from 3 exons. Lineage: Eukaryota; Fungi; Ascomycota; Eurotiomycetes; Eurotiales; Aspergillaceae. Gene Ontology annotation, molecular function: DNA-binding transcription factor activity.